AUGGAGUUUCUCCAACUACAAGGCCCAGCAAAGCUUCAACAAGUUACAAAGUUGCUUGAUUCUCUCAAAACGGAUUUGCAGGAGAAGCAGCUCACACCGGCACAAAGAGUGCAGACUCUUCUCCAGCUGCGCCAGCUCGGCACGAACCCCACCGACGCCGGACCGAUCUACUGCAACGAUGGAAUUAAGAUACUAGCGCGCUAUGGUAUUGAAGGAGAGUCGGCCGAUGUGCGCCGCGCCGCCUUACGCUGUGUGGCUAAUGCACUCCUCCUCGACUCCAAAAUGCGCCAGGUCUUUGUGAACACAGGACUUGCGGGCAAAUUGGCGGAAAGACUGAAGGUUGACAAUUCAGAAGAUGAAAUGGUCAUGAGCCGAAUCCUAUUUCUAUCAACAUACGACACCAAUCUUGAUUUCGAGCUCUUGAUCAAGAAGCAUGCCCUUGGUGACAAUGUCAACUACCAACUCGCUCGCCAUGCCAAGCAAUUCCCCAAGUCGGGCAGACAGCCUCUGUCCCAAAUGGACGAAUUGGCCUUGAUAGACACCUUGAAACUUAUCUUCAACGUUUCGAAGAUCUAUCCAGACCUCGCGGUCACAUUCUCUCCUUCGAUACCACACGUUCUCAAGAUCAUCAGCCGCAUGGAUAUCCCCACAAAGCCUCUGGAAGGCCUGGUCAGCUACUUGAUUAACUCUUUGUCAGUUCUUGAUCUGGAAGAGAAGAAGAGCAAAUUGAUCAACAUCCUUGACCAAGCAGUGUCAGUAUACAGCCCUGAACAGCUUGAAGAGAAGGCCGUGCCAUUAUUACACUCCCUCAUCGUUGUCCAUGAAGUCGCCCCCGAUGGACCGCGCAAAUAUAUGCAGUGGCUUCUGCUGCCAGAGGACAGCGACCGCAGCUUGCCUAUUGGACAGACCGACACACUUUCAUCGCGACUAUUGAAGCUUUCGACCAGCCCUUACCCGAAACUUAAGACUGGAAUCUCCGAGCUCAUGUUUGUGCUCUCUGGAAAGGAUGCAGAAAACCUCACAAGGAGGAUCGGUUAUGGCUUCGCUGCGGGAUUUUUGGCGUCUCGUGGUAUGGAGAUCCCACAGAGUGCCGGCGAGGCAUAUGCCGAGAAUGGGGGUGACGCAUCGGUCAAUCCGAUCACUGGCCAGCGCUGGGCGUCAGAGCCAAAGGAUAAUGGUCCACCUAUGACGAUGGAAGAGAAGGAGAGGGAAGCAGAGAGACUAUUCGUUCUAUUUGAAAGGGCGAAAGCAAAUGGUCUUUUGACCGUGGAGAACCCUGUGGCUCAGGCUCUUCACGAAGGAAGAUUCGAGGAAUUACCUGACGAUGCUGAUAGUGAUUGA
Molecule: messenger RNA, 1341 nt
Organism: Penicillium maclennaniae
Lineage: Eukaryota; Fungi; Ascomycota; Eurotiomycetes; Eurotiales; Aspergillaceae
Product: synembryn
Exons: 8
Coding region: 1-1341 (446 amino acids)
Biological process (GO): G protein-coupled receptor signaling pathway
Cellular component (GO): cytoplasm
Molecular function (GO): guanyl-nucleotide exchange factor activity; G-protein alpha-subunit binding
Source: RefSeq, a predicted model, not a curated record